AUGAGCGUGCUCGAGAUUGGAGACGAGUGCGUGCUUCUCGACGAUGUCACUUGCGCCAUCUGCCUCUCCAUCCUGCACGAGCCCGCGUCGUUGCAGUGCGGCCACACGUUCUGCUCGCGCUGCGUCCAGACGGCGCUUCGGCGGACCGCCGCGUGCCCAGUCUGUCGCCAGCCCGCCUCUCAAGUGCUAGCGGUCAACCACUUGCUAUCCCGGCUGCUCACCCAGACCUUUCCGGAGGAAACCAAGGCCGCCGCCGCGCGCAGGGUCGAAAUCGCGCAGGACGCCGCACGCCGGCCGCGGCCCCGCAGCUCAGUGAGGAGUCGGCUGUGUGCGAUGCACGCCGACCUCCCGGCGGCAUCGCUGCGACAGCUUCUCGGCGUCGUGGCCUCCCUCGUGCUUGUGGCGGCGUUGCUCGCCCUCUACGUUGCCGACGGCUCAAUGACCUCUCAAUCGCUCAACCUCUCGUCGCAAGACUCGUGGGGCGGCUGGCCAAUGCGAGUGGGUAGCGGGAUGUUUCCGCCUCACGACGAUGAGGACGAUGCCUUUGAGCCUCACGCUUCACUCGUGCACACCCAUGGCACCAUCGCCAUCGAAGAGGGGACUUCCCUCGCACCGUCGACCACUCUGGUGUACGACGACGAUAUCGAGACACCCUCGCGCGUGACGAUCGACAUGUCCCCUGCACCGGCCCGAACUGGCUCGUUGCUGACUGUCGACAACGUCGAGCAGGCGCUGACGCGAGCGCAGGCAGAGUUGCUGCGCAAAGCUAACGCGGCCGAGGCGUACCGCUUUGCACGAGAGCACGAGAACGAGCCCUGA
Molecule: messenger RNA, 819 nt
Organism: Emiliania huxleyi CCMP1516
Lineage: Eukaryota; Haptophyta; Isochrysidales; Noelaerhabdaceae
Exons: 4
Coding region: 1-819 (272 amino acids)
Source: RefSeq, a predicted model, not a curated record